AUGGAAGAGGUUGUCUGCUUCCUUGAACCGGGUAGACCUCCGUUGCUGACAGAAAGCGCGUUUGUGACCGUCGUUGCUACGAUCCUUGGCAUAAUCGUCUUCCUGGCUGAUACUUGGCUUCACAUCACAACUUCGACAGUUUCUUUUGUCGAAAUCAGCCCGAUCACAGGGGCAGCAAACUACAGCCUCUUGCUCACGCCAGGCUGCUUGACAUCGAACAAUUCUCACGCCGCGGAUGCUGAAUUAUGCAACCUAGGCUGGUCAGGGUCGGCGACAUUCUUGGCCGAUAGUGUCAAGUCUUUGCAGGUUCUUAACAAGGUCUCUGACACCAUCGCCGUGUACAACAACGGUCCGGACCCGAUAUACCCCUACCUUGGAAUCCCGAUGUCAGGCGAUAUAGCAAGCCGUGACUAUACUGCCACAACAUUUGGCCUGAGGACCGAAUGUAAGCCCUCGUCCAGGCAGUGCAAUUUGAACGGCUUCAGUGGCGCAUCGACGCCCUUUCAUUGCACCAAUGCAUUCUACGGCGACCUUAAAACGACCGCCGACGGCUGGAUAUCCACUUACUUCUCCGACGCGGCAAUGUCGUCCAACGAGACGUUCUAUGGCGUUCAAAACCCCUAUUAUUACGCCAUCGGCGCGCUCUUUGGCACCGUGCAGCCGGCGAGUCUGGAGCAUGAAACGCAAAUUGUAACGCCCAUGCAUGGGGGCAUCGCGUUCAUACUAUCCUGCGCCAUCGCCACGUACGACAUCGAGUACGACUCGAUCAACGGCACUGUGACGCGCUUUGUGGCCACUCUGAGCAAUGCAUCCGUGGCGAACGUCUGGCAAUUACCCAUGGCAGAGGCCCAUGUUGCGCAGUCGAAUCUACAGACCGCAGCAUUGAUCGCUGCGACCACUGCCACUAACGCGCAGGAUCUCGCCGACCAGUACGCCCUCGCAUACAGCAAGGCUGCGCUGGGUGUGGGGGCGCAGUCGGUUCAACUGGCUCCUGCGCUUGCGGUGCAACAACGGUCCUCGUUCCUCGUGACGAGGCUGCUGACGGCGCCGUUGUUCUGCUUGAUCGCGGCUAAUCUGGCGUUUGUGCUUCUGGGCACCGCACUGACGUAUGUAGCAGUGUCGACGUCUGGAGGUGAGGUGCGGGACAUUCAAGCACGGCUUAGCAUUGUAGGACUGGUAGCGGACCGCUUCGAGGGGGACAAGGCCUCGUCGUCAGCGGUGGGGGUAGACCAGCUAUUCGAGGAGCACCAGGGAAGUUCGAGUUCGGUGGUGGCGAUCGAGCGCACCAUGGCUGGCGGAUAUGCGUUUAGAACAUGGUCAAAGAUCGGCGAUGAGAUAUAG
Messenger RNA from Exophiala xenobiotica, 1341 nucleotides. RefSeq lists its product as uncharacterized. The transcript has 2 exons. Lineage: Eukaryota; Fungi; Ascomycota; Eurotiomycetes; Chaetothyriales; Herpotrichiellaceae. The record is from RefSeq and is a predicted model, not a curated record. The coding region runs from base 1 to 1341 and encodes 446 amino acids.